AUGGAAGAGUUAAAGAAUCAAAAUGAGAGUGCUUACAACUGGUUGGCUGCUAAACCACCAACAGAAUGGACAAAAGCACAUUUUAAAGAGGGAGUUAAAUGUGACAUGUUACUGAACAACAUAUGUGAAAGUUUUAACCACGCUAUCAUGGAUGCAAGGGACAAGCCAAUAAUUACUCUUCUAGAGAGUAUAAGGUUCUGGUUAAUGUGUCGAUUUUGCAAGAGAAGAGAAUCUGUGUUGAGGUGGACAGAAACUGUCCACAAUAACAUUGUGAAGAUUGUCAGACAACGGCAGAACGUUUCACGACACUCCUCAGUUACACGUGCCAAUGCAACAAUGUUUGAAGUUAGGAUGAACAUUGGAGGUGCAUUUACGGUUGAUUUGGAUAAACGAACUUGCACUUGCAGAGUAUUCCAGCUCUCAAGAAUACCUUGUGGACAUGCUUUCGCUGCUAUUUGGUUUUGCAACCAUCAUCAAUGGGGUUAUAUUCAUGAUUACUACCAGAAGCCAGCAUUUCAAGCUGCUUAUGAAGGCACAAUCUUUCCUAUGUCUAGCCCCGACCAAUGGCCCAACAAAGGUCAUAAUCCGAUCUUGCCUCCUGGAGACCACAACCUUCCGGGCAGACUUAGAAAGAAGAGAAAGAGAGCGGGUGAUGAGCCACCACCACCGACUGCAACUAAAACCAGGAGAUUUGGACUGGUUAUGCAUUGCUCCAACUGCAGAGAAGCUGGACACACAAAAGCCAAAUGCAAAAAACCAAAGACUACAACCCCACAGACACAGGUGGAGAAGAACAAAGGAGGCCGCCCACCUUCCAAAAACCCAAGUGAGGAAACUUUGAAGAGGAGGAAGAGGAAAGAGAAACAGUUGGCAAGGGAGACAAGGGAUAAUGCACCAGCAGCUCCAAAUGCAGGGUCUUCCAAUCCUACAACUUGA
Molecule: messenger RNA, 936 nt
Organism: Cannabis sativa
Lineage: Eukaryota; Viridiplantae; Streptophyta; Magnoliopsida; Rosales; Cannabaceae
Exons: 2
Coding region: 1-936 (311 amino acids)
Molecular function (GO): zinc ion binding
Source: RefSeq, a predicted model, not a curated record